Exaiptasia diaphana is the source of this 4538-nucleotide messenger RNA. RefSeq names its product PC3-like endoprotease variant B. NCBI's taxonomy places the organism in Eukaryota, Metazoa, Cnidaria, Anthozoa, Actiniaria, Aiptasiidae. The transcript has 14 exons. Gene Ontology annotation, molecular function: serine-type endopeptidase activity. Gene Ontology annotation, cellular component: trans-Golgi network; Golgi membrane. Gene Ontology annotation, biological process: protein processing. The coding region runs from base 48 to 2723 and encodes 891 amino acids. The record is from RefSeq and is a predicted model, not a curated record.
GUUUAUAAAACAACUAUUCCAAAACAUUAUAUUUUCUAAUAAUAAGUAUGAAGCCUAGAUUAUGGCUUGAAGGAGUCAUCUUUAUAUAUUUUUUAUUCCAAAUAUCAUCGAUAGAAAGUAGAACAGAGAAAUAUUUUCGUCCAAGACAUGGAGCGAACAGAAGUCGACAGAAAAAGCCAAAGCUUACUCGCAAAGAAUGGGAACAGCUACACAAAUUUGAAGACGCUCUCAAAAGUGAAGAUGGAAAUUUAUAUUAUACGAACUCUUGGGCUGUCCAGUUGGAUUCAGCCGAACUUGAAUUAGCAGAUAAACUUGCGGAGAAACAUGGUUUUAAAAACCUUGGUCAGGUUGGCACUCUUCAAGGUUAUUAUCAUUUCAAGCACGUAGACAAAGAUGCCCAUCGAGGGAAAAGAGAGAUCCAUAUGCACGAGAAAACGAAAUUACUAUUGGCAGAAGACCGGGUCUUAUGGGCGCAGCGUCAACAUGUUCUCGCUAGGAAUCGUAAAUACGAAGUUCCUCAUGAUCCAAAGUUUAAGGACCAAUGGUAUUUGAUGAACGAUGGUCAGUCAACAGGACCAGCAGGCGUUGACAUCGAUGUGAUGCCAUGUUGGAACCAGAACAUCACUGGACGGGGUGUUGUGGUCAGCAUACUUGAUGACGGAGUCGACCACACUCAUCCUGAUCUAAGGGAUAACUUUGAUCAAAAAGCAAGUUACGAUUUUAACGACAUGGACGCUGAUCCCAAGCCUCGUGACACAGAUCCAGACAACUGUCAUGGUACUCGAUGCGCUGGUGAGGUUGCCGCAGCACGGAACGACGUAUGUGGAGUGGGUGUUGCAUACAACGCUAAUAUWGGAGGUGUGCGCAUGCUUGAUGGCCAAGCCACAGAUGUUCUUGAAGGCAGUUCACUAAGCUUCCAAUCUGCCUACAUCGAUAUCUAUAGUAAUUGCUGGGGGCCAAAGGAUGAUGGGAAGACAUUUGGUAAGCCUGGCAAACUAGCGCAAGAAGCAUUGAUGCAGGGUGCAUUGAAGGGUCGUGGUGGCAAAGGUAACAUCUAUGUCUGGGCGACUGGUAAUGGUGGACUCACAGAUGACGACUGUAAUUGUGAUGGUUAUACGACAAGCAUCUACACGAUAUCCAUUGGCUGUAUCGGUGAUCAUGGCUUGUCGGCWUAUUACACUGAGCUAUGCUCAUCCACACUCGGCGUUACGUUCAAUGGCGGAUCUCAUCGAGAACGGGAGGAGAACAAAAUGGUCACAACUGACUUACAUCAUAAAUGCACAGAGGAGUUCAAAGGGACAUCUUCAGCAGCACCAUUAGCUGCUGGCAUGUUUGCAUUGGUACUGGAAGCAAACCCAAAUCUGACUUGGAGAGAUGUGCAGCACAUUGUUGUCGAGACUGCACAGGUAACAAGCCCUGUAGACGAAGGCUGGAUGAAAAAUGGUGCAGGAUACCACUUUAACCAUAAAUUUGGAUUUGGAAGGUUGGACGCAGACGCAAUGGUUCAAAAGGCCAAGAUUUGGAAAAACCUAAAGCCACAAAGGAUUUGCCGCGGACCAUCAAGCAACACAGAACAAGAGGUACCAACUGGUGGAACRCUAUCCAUCACAAUAGACACCAUCGCAUGCAGUGGCACAGACCAUAUGAUUGACAAGCUUGAGCACGUGACCUUGACAGUCAGUUUCCAGCACCGCCGACGUGGCGACGUCAGUAUCGAUCUUUUCUCACCGAGUGGCACUAGAAAUGARAUGCUCUCGACUCGACGYUAUGAUGAUUCCAAGAACGGUUUACAUGACUGGACAUUCAUGACGGUGCACAACUGGGGCGAGAACCCCAAAGGSGAGUGGAUGCUUAACUUUACAGACAAUCUGCCUCAGCUUAAUAAGGGAGUUGAUCCAAAUGGCUAUGUACAGCAUGAUACCAGUAAGCAAGAGGCCGAUGUUGAAGACUUAGAAGAAGAGGUAAUCGACGAUGAGAAAAAGACUCAAGAACUUGAAGCCAAGAAACUUGGAAAACCGAAGAUGCCUGGUGGCGAUAGCCCCUAUCCGGAUGGCGUCAAGAAAAAUCACGUGCCACGUCACGUGACAAGAAAAUGGUUUACUGAUCGACAUCGCAAUGGAACCAUAGAAUUAACUGAUAAAAUGUUGGGCUAUCAAGCAUACUAUGUACCGUCGUAUCAAGGCUCAAUGCUUGAUCCAUCGAUAUCAGAACAAAUGACUGCAGGUUUAACAGGAAAUGAAGGAUCUCCAUACGCACCGCUUUACCCAUACGACUCCUACAGCAACAUCGAAAACAGAGACCCGAUGUCAGACGCGGYAGGUGUCGCAAGAGACAAUAUCGCAGCAUCUAGCGACAUCAAUGAYAACCAAAUUUAUGGAUAUGACAGGUUCGCAUACGACGAAAACAAACCAAACAAUCUUGAGGAAUCAGCGAUGYCAUUCGGAAAUGAAAAUGUAUCUCCAAAGACUCAACGUCAGAAAGUUCAAGUAACAGCAGAGGAAACUGGUUCUCAGCGUGUUCAAGUUAAUAAUGGUUUCCAGGAAGAAUUCGUUCCUGGUUUGAACCCAGAAAGCGGUCAUCUCAGCUCUGGUGUUAUGUUAGAAUGGAGACUUACCUUCUAUGGCAGUGGACCAGAUGUAGGGGACGAGGACAAGAAGGGAAAAGAAGAGGAGGAGGAAGAAGAAGAGGAUACUGAGGAUGGUAGCUCGGACAAUACGGAUUGAAAGUCAUAAACUUUAUUCUCGUGUUUUUUUAAUAAAAUGGAAGACAAAGACCUGAAAAUAUUUCGAUUCUGUAUUCCGAUCUGAUUCAGWACUCAGCCGUUUUAAACAUACCAAAUAUUGGAAAAUUGUGAAUGGUUUUGCAUGGUGCAUGAUGACAAAGUUUACUGCAUACCCUCAAAGAAAUAACUACUUUAGAACUAUACGAUAUAUGUAAGAUUGACCUCUUUCUUCUUUUGAUAUAAGCUGAGAUUCAAGUUUCAUCUUCUCUUCGACAACAGCAUUAGCUGACCAGGACAUAUUGUGCGCAGGCGCCGAAGUAGAAAAACGUGUGCUUGCUAUUCAUGUCCCAUCAUACACUUGGUAAUUGGUGGAGAUGAGAUACUUUAAGAAUGGAUACAGAGUGGUCAAACGUUUUGCCAAAGCUGGUUGUCUUCACAAAGGUGUACAAUCACUAGUUCUUAAUGGAGGCCAAAACAUCUAAGGAGAUGAGAUACUUUAAGAAUGGAUACAGAGUGGUCAAACGUUUUGCCAAAGCUGGUUGUCUUCACAAAGGUGUACAAUCACUAGUUCUUAAUGGAGGCCAAAACAUCUAAGGUGGUGAUGACGUCUGCUAUUGCUGGUAUUUACUCAAUCCCUUUCAGUUCAAAAUACAAAAGAAUGUUGACCAUGACGUUGGAAAAAAAGACACCCAUGAGAAAUUUUCUCAUGAAAACACCAACAUUGGCAAAAAGGCAAGAAAUGGGUAUGCAUGCUCGCGAAUCAUGUAUUGCUGUAAAAACAGAAAGCCCACUGCUUUUCAAAAAUGGACGUAACAGAUAUUGAGGCAAAUUUGGGUAUACACCCCUUCAAAUGAUGCAUUGUAUGACUUGGAUAUAAUUCAAUGCUACAGAAGCCAGAUAAGAAGUAGACCUGCCAUGCAGAUAGCCAACAUUGAGCCACAGCAACGACCAAUGUCAACAGAAUGGCAAUAUUGUGUAUAUGCAAUUUCAUUGAAAUCAAUAACAUUAUUAUUUUCGCUAUWUACAGCUAUUUCAAAAACAUUGAAAGUUGAAGAUAUUGCUUACCAAGACCGCAAUGCAUUGGUUGUUUUUCUGUUGCCGUUCAAAAGCAGUUUUCAUGGUUUCAGAGUGGCGAUGAUAGCUCGUUUGUAUAGUCAAUGGAAAGUAAUAAAAUUAACUAAUAACUAAUAACUAUUAAUUAAAUAACUUUAUCAUAUWGUAACUAAGCGAACGCGAACUUUAAUAGCAAUAUAAUACAUUGCGGUCCUGGGUUGCACUUACAGCAUUCAAUAUUUUCUGAAAUUCCAGUGUACAGUUAAUCGCAUCAACAUUGUUUAAUUGUAAAGACAUAAAGACAACAACAAACCAUUUGCAUAAAAUGUUUUUUCAAUCCCCGCGAAGGAUUUUGAUUCAAAACUCCAGAUCAUGCGUGUAGUUUAAUGUUAUAGACAUUGUCAUUAAGUCUUGAAGUCGAAUAUUCUCGCAAACAAAGAAAACACUGAAUUUGAUGUAUGCAAAUGACUUUCAGUUGCAUUUUUUACGUCUUUACAAUUGAAUAACGUUAAUGGAUUGACUGUAAGUAUGCUUUUGGCUCCAAAUCAAUUUCUUGCGUAUGAGUUUCAGCUUUCAAUUGUAAUUAUUAAACAUAACUAGGCGAUAUCUUCCUGUAAUGGACAGCACAGAAAAUCUCAUAGAAAAUAACUGUCUUUUUUAUAAAGUAUUAACAUGAUUUAUGUAGAUUUACCAAAUGAUUUUGAUAAUUAAUUGAACAUACAAAGUGAUUGCUGAUUAUGAAUAAAAAUCUCCUUCAACUGCU